AUGCCGCAUCCCAGGUCGCGAUCCCCAUCGCUCCCAUCCGAGGGUGAGAUCGUUGAUCCAGCCCCAGGAACGAAGGCAACUGCGUCAAAAACUCCCUUUAAUGGCACCAACAUUGACCGUCCCACCAGACCUAGCCGACCACUGGCACCGAGAUCUCCCAUAUCGUAUGACGGCUCUCGUUCACCGCGCCGUGGGGAUUCACGGACUAGAUACCCAUCGAGAUCCCGCUCUCGUUCUCCGUAUCGGGACAGCAGGGGCCACAAACGCAGAUACGGCGAUCCCCAAAAUGAUCACGACCGUCGAACCCCGCGGUACGAGUCGCACCGGUACGAGCCCAGCGCCGAUGAUCGACGUCACGAUGAAGGUCCUUAUAGCCGUCGAAUGAGAUCGUACCAUGACUAUGAUCAGCAAGAAUCUUAUGGCGAAGGACUACGGUACAGUGAUGACUAUGACCAGCGAAAGGACAAGCGACAACGUACCCGCAGCCGCAGCCGCAGCCGUUCUCCGUACCGAGAUGCGAGAAAAUCCAAGAAAUAUUCAGGUGACGAUUUCAAUUCGAAGGUGGAUCACGCCAGGCCUUCAGCGGGUUCCGGAAGGCACAGACCCUCUGAACAAGUUGUGAGCGAACGAGCAAAGUCCUCUGUGGCUCAAGAUUCCAAGCCUGGUGCUGAAACGCGAGAAAACCAGGUGCAAGCUUCCUCCAGUCGUCAAGCUUUUGUUUCUAAUGAGUAUGCUCUGCUGUUCCGUGGCCAGGGAAAGAAAUUUACUGACGUGUAUCACAGAGAAGUCGCUCACCCGGAGCCUGUUGAGGACACGGAGCCUGUUGAGCCAGUGAACGAAGACGAUGCGCUGGAGGCUCGUCGAAAGCGUCGUGAGGCGAUUCGCGCGAAAUACCGCAACCAGCCAGCGGCGAGUGUCGGUGAGACUGAAACUGAUACACCAACGCCUGGUCCUGAGCCAAUCAACGCCAAAGAAACCCCAGGUUCAUCUGGAGCGUUGGUCUCUGAGCAGUCUGGAGAGCUCUUGCCCGGUUUGAGCGCUGGUCAAGAUUCGGACUUGGCUAACCCUGGUGCGACCGCGGACGUUACUAGCAAGGACGAGCUAUCCGCUGUUGAUUUUGACGCAGGUCUCGACAUGAGACAAGAAAUCCAGAAGCACGCCAACGUACAGGUCGAAAAGGGCGACAUGCCGUCCGGCGCUUACGAUGAGCUUGAGACUACUACGCAGGGUGGCCCUCUUCCUGCUGAGACAUCGGAAAAGUCUUCGGGGACCAAAUCUGGCUACGAUAUGUUUGCAGAUGAUGACGACGACAUGUUUGCCGAAGAAAGCGAUAAACCCAAAGCAUCACGCGCGCCGACCACCUCCGGCCCUCGAGGCGAGCAACUUGACAACAUGGUGGAUGAUUGGGACGAUGCGCAGGGCUAUUACAACGUUCGACUCGGAGAACUGAUUGACAAGCGCUAUCAGGUUCAACAAACACUGGGUAAAGGAACGUUUGCAGCUGUUGUACGUGCGCUUGACUCCAAAACAGGGAAUCUCGUCGCCAUUAAGGUGAUUCGAAACAAUGAUUCUAUGCGCAAGGAAGGCAUGAAGGAGAUCAAGACCCUCAACCUCCUACAUGAGGCCGAACACGGAGGCAAUAAGCACAUCGUCAAAUUCGAGCGAUACUUCGAUCACAAGGGCCAUCUGUGCUUGGUCUUUGAGAACCUCAGCAUGGACUUGCGCGAGCUUUUGAAGAAGUUUGGCAAGAACGUUGGUCUGAACCUGCGGGCGAUCCGAGCCUAUGCUUAUCAGAUGUUCCUCGCGCUCAGUUUGCUCCGCCAUAUGAACCUGAUCCAUGCCGAUCUCAAGCCCGACAACAUGCUUGUGAACGAACAGCGCGGCCUGUUGAAGAUUUGCGACCUGGGCUCAGCCUUUUCAGCCGAUGAUAUCCCAACUGCGCCUUACCUCGCAAGUCGCUUCUACCGUGCCCCGGAAAUCAUUCUGGGUAUUCCAUUCGACUUCGCUGUGGACACCUGGUCCAUCGGAUGCACGCUCUACGAGCUCUACGCGGGCAACAUCCUCUUCAUGGGUCGAAACAACAACCAGAUGCUGCGCGCAAUCCAGGAGGUUCGAGGCAAUUAUCCAGCGAGACUUCUUCGCCGUGGAUCUCUGAGGUCUCAUCAUUUCUCCGACGAUGCCGUGUUUGCCAGCUUUGAGGUCAACCCUCUGACGGGUCAAACCGAACCCAAACCUAUUGAUUUCAAGAAGCCGCCCCGCGAUCUCAAGACCAGACUGAUGGGACAAGGUACUCGCGGUAUGUCUCAAGCGGAGGUCAAAGAGCUGACCCAGUUCAUUGACUUCCUUGACCGGUGUUUGACUCUCAACCCGGAGAAACGAAUCACGCCCAAUGAGGCUUUGAAGCACCCCUUCCUCACGAGCUCAGUGUAA
This is a messenger RNA of Penicillium brevicompactum, 2430 nucleotides long. RefSeq names its product putative serine/threonine protein kinase (Prp4). Bases 1 to 2430 code for a protein of 809 amino acids. The record is from RefSeq and is a predicted model, not a curated record. Gene Ontology annotation, biological process: peptidyl-threonine phosphorylation; mRNA cis splicing, via spliceosome; peptidyl-serine phosphorylation. Gene Ontology annotation, molecular function: protein serine/threonine kinase activity; ATP binding. Lineage: Eukaryota; Fungi; Ascomycota; Eurotiomycetes; Eurotiales; Aspergillaceae. The transcript is spliced from 2 exons.